This is a messenger RNA of Cydia amplana, 5483 nucleotides long. RefSeq names its product vitellogenin-like (gene Vgn). The record is from RefSeq and is a predicted model, not a curated record. The coding region runs from base 111 to 5474 and encodes 1787 amino acids. Lineage: Eukaryota; Metazoa; Arthropoda; Insecta; Lepidoptera; Tortricidae. Gene Ontology annotation, molecular function: lipid carrier activity. Gene Ontology annotation, biological process: lipid transport. The transcript is spliced from 7 exons.
CUGGCACACGUGUAGGUCCGUAUAUAAGCCAGGGUGUGUGUCAGGGAGACCAGAAGUCAUCUUCUCGACGGCGUUGGCACAUCUAAGGAUAUAUCCGAAGUGGUUCCAUCAUGAAACUUUUGGUUUUGGCGGCCCUAGUCGCGGUCGUCGCGUCAGGUCGAGAUGGCUUAGCCAAUCAUAACAACGAAGGCCCCUGGCAGACCGGGAAGCUGUACAGCUACGAGGUCCUCUCCAGCACCCUCGCGCGGCUCGAGGAGGGCGCCAGCACCGGCGGCGCCUUCCGCGCCCGCUUCACCGUCCGCGCGCGCGGCCCCGGCCGCCUGCAGGCACGGCUCGACCAGCCCCAGCACGCCCAGAUCCACCAGGACCUGCCCAACACCUGGGCUCUCCCUGCCGACCUCAAAUAUCAGGACGUUGACAACCUUAACCAAAUCUUCGAGAUCUAUCUCGACGGUGGCCGUGUCAAGUCACUUAAACUCCCAACCUCUGUCUCCCUUCAAAAUGAGAAUCUGCUCAAAGGUCUCAUCAGCGCCCUCCAACUAGACUUGUCUGCUCAUAGGAACCGGCAUUCCGCGCAUGAUCAUCUUGACCAACAAACUCAGCAGGGUCUGUACAGGAAGAUGGAGACGGACGUCACCGGUGACUGCGAAACAUUGUACGCCAUCCUGCCAGUCGCUGCCGAAUGGCGCCGAGAGCUCCCCAACUUUUCCGAUCUCAAAGAAGAGCCUUUCGAAGUCACCAAGAGCAGGGACUACAGACGCUGUCACCACAGAGUCGCGUACCACUUUGGAGUACCCCAUGAACUCCAGUGGACCGGUACCCCGGAAAACCCUCAAGACGAGCAGUUCAUGAAGCAGAAAAUGUACUCUCGCAUCCUCGUCGGCAACCAGGGUCCUAUUUACAAGUCUGAGACCACCAGCACAGUUCACGUUAACCCCCAUCUUUACGGUAAACAGAAGGCUGAGGUACGCAGCACUGUGGUGCUGACUUUAGUCAAGUACGACCAGGACAAUGAAGCCGAAUGGCAGGUACCUGAAGGGCGGGUCAUCAAGAACCUUCUGUACGCAAUGAACUCCAAGCCAGUCACUAUCCAGGACUCAUCGUCUUCCGAAUCGUCAUCGGAAUCUCACGAGCACCAGCACCAUCACCUCCACAAUCAUGAAAGCCAACAGAAUGAGGAUAACGAGGGCGAAGACAACCUGAAUAGAGUACGCCGUUCCUUGAGGCUCAAGAAAUACGUGACCGUCAACAAGGUGCUCAUCAAGCGCAGCGAUGAAGACAAGUCCUGGGACUCUGACUCGACGUCAGCGUACGUCAACGAUGACUUGCCUAACAUCAACGAGCCCGCCUACGCUGCCCUAUACAUGAGCCCCCAGCCCCGCGUGGACAAGAAGCAGAACCCGAUGAACGCCCAGAAGCUCAUCCAAGAAAUCGCGCAGCUACUUCAGAACCCUAACAACAUGCCCAAGAACGACUUCCUCUCCAAAUUCAACAUCUUGGUGCGCGUCAUUGCCGCCAUGAGUUCUGAACAACUCAGCCAGACCAGUCGCAGCAUUGAAGUUGCCAAGUCUUCCAACAACAUCCUGAAGUCUGACAUGUGGAUGAUCUACCGCGAUGCUGUGACCCAAGCGGGCACCUUACCGGCUUUCCAGCAGAUCAAAUCCUGGAUCAUGAAUAAGAAGAUCCAAGGAGAGGAGGCUGCUCAGGUCAUCGCUUCCCUUCCCGCUACUCUGCGUUACCCAACUAAGGACGUCAUGAUUCAGUUCUUCAAGCUCGCCAUGAGUGAUGAGGUUAAGGAGCAGAAGUACUUGAACACCACCGCUCUGAUCGCCGCCACCAGACUUAUCAACCACGCCCAAGUAAACAACGAGACCGCUCACAAAUACUAUCCCACUCACAUGUACGGUCGUCUCGCCAACAAGUACGACAACUUCGUUCUCGAGGAGAUCCUGCCGCGUCUGAGCCAAGAGCUGCAGCAAGCGAUCACAAACAACGAUAACCACAAAGCUCAGGUCUUCAUCAAGGCUAUCGGUACUCUAGGGCACCGUAGCAUCUUGGAUAUCUUUGCUCCGUACUUGGAAGGCAAGGUCCCAGUGUCCAACUACCUCCGCGCCCAGAUGGUGUUGAACCUGGACGUGCUAGCUCACGAGAGGGAUCAUUUCGUGCGUGCUGCUCUGUACAGUAUCCUGAAAAACACGGCCGAGCCGUACGAGGUGCGAGUGUCAGCGAUCCACAACAUCUUCAUGACUCGCCCGACGGUUGCGAUGAUGCAGGCGAUGGCGGAGAUGACCCAGAAGGACCCGAGCAUAUUCGUCCGCGCUGCGCUUAAGGAAAGCAUCCAGUCUGUUGCUGGACUUAAGGACCCGCGUUAUCAGACCCUCGCCAGAACCGCCAAAGCCGCCCUACCUUCUCUCACCAAGGACGACUUCGGCAGCCUUAACCUGGCCAAGAAGUUCCGCGAGUAUUUCGGCAGGGACGAGUUUGGCAUGAUGACCGUCAUGUCGUACGUCAGCAGCGAGGAGUCACUGUUCCCCAAGACCUUGAAGUACUCGUGGAAGAGCUGGUCCUAUGGAUACCCUAGGAUGAACACGAUUGCCGCAUCGUUCUCAAACUACCGUCAAUUCAUCGAUCUGCUUAUGCAAAAGAUGACCACAGAGCGACAGACCGCUCCCCAAUCCGCCGACCACAAAUACUCCGCUGAAAAGAUCGCUGAAAUGCUGAACAUCAAGCACGACUCCCAGAAACCCCUCCUGGCGUCGUUCUUCAUCGACUUCAUGAACCAGCAGAGAUAUUUCAGCCUGACUCAGGAAGAUAUGAACCGCAUUCCAGCCCUCUUCGGAGAGUACUUGUCUAAUCUCAACAAGGGUUACGACAUCCACUACACCAAGGUCUUCAACCAGGCUCAGAUCUCCAUCAUGUUCCCUCUCGCCUCUGGCAUGCCUUUCAUCUACAAAUACAAAGAGCCUACCGUUGUCCACAUCCAGGCUAAAUCUAAGGGUCAAAUCAACAUUCCGUCUAUCCGGAACCGUGAAUAUUCCAUGAAGCAAGAUAAUGAGAUACAGUUCACAUACGCCAGAAACAUUGAGGGUAGCGUUGGUUUCUUGAAUACCCUGGACAGCCAGUUCGUCAGCGCUGGCAUUGUGACCAAACACCAGGUUAACGUUGCCACAAAGGUCCAAAUCCAAGCUAAAGCUGGGGAGGUCAAAAUCCGUCUUGAACCCCUCCGCCCUGAGCAGGAGACAACGAUGGCUUACUUCAGCGUGUGGCCUUACACGGCCAAUCAGAAGAAGGACUCUCUGACUCCAGUAUCUCUCGACCCGACCACAAAAGUAAUCACGCGUAGAAACAAAGUGGUGUCUGUUGACUACAAGUUCGGACAGGGCACUGGCACCCAGUUCCAGCUGCAAGGAUACUCGUAUUCUAACGACUACAGGAACUACGGAACCACGAUGCAGGGUCAGGAUCUGCUGUCGAAUAUCAUCUUCGCUCUGAACCAGAGAGAUGUUGCCAUGACGCACUUAAACUUCAGAUAUCUUGGAAAGCAGUCCCAAAACAAAGCUAUUGCUAUCACCGUUGCUUACGACACUCUCUACAAUCAGCAAGAGCCCGAAGCUCCUGUAGUAGCGUCCGAAAUCCAAGACGUUACCCCUAUCAGCGCGACCCGCCGUCAAGAGAUCGUGAAGCGUGCUGUAGCUGGCAUCAAGGACGCCAGAGCUCAUAUCAUCGACCUCAGCGCCACCUUCGAGGGACCCCAGAAAGCUGAAUACAUGCUCACCGCCGCCGUCGGCGACAGCAAAGUUGAUCCCAAGAUCAGAUACGCUUUCUUCGCAGCCAGAAACUCAGCUAAAUACGGAACUAACCAGGUCAACUCUGUCGGCAAACUGAACAAGCCUGCCGCGUCCACUCUGAACUUUGUUGAAGCCCUGCAGAAGGAACUGAAGGCCAGCUUUGAAGCGGACUUGAACCUCGGCCAGAAGAACGGAAAUAUCCAGAUCAAGGGAUCAGCUGAGCGCACCAAGAAAGCCACUGAGGAAAUCCAACAGAGCCCCUGGGCCAAGCAGAGCGUCCAAGAAAUCUCCCGCAACAACCAUUACCAGGAGGCCAGCAGAAUGAUGAUCGAAAUGGCGUACGCUCCUACUUACGUUCAGGCUUCGGUGUCCUACAAAGAUUUAAGCCCUUCUUUCAUUAACAUGACCUACCACGCUUACAAGGCAUUGACCACCUACGGUUACUGGUAUUCUGAUAUCAACAUAAUGAAGAAAUCAGCGGAGGGUAAACUCGAUUUCGAUGCGGAGGCGUCCUACAUUGAUAACUACCUGAACUUGAACAUGAUCUCACGAUACGGCCAUCUUAAGAUGAACAACUUACCAAUCCCCAAGACCAGCGCUGCUGCUUUGUCGUUCUACGCGCCGGUGAAUGUUUACGAGCGCGUCCUUAAUCGCUUCACCAGGCAACAAUACCUGCCCUACUGCAGCGUUGACGGCUCAAAGAUCAGGACGUUCAGCAACCGCAGCUUCGACUACACCUUGACCAGUUCCUGGCACGUGGUGGUGCAGGACAACGCCAAGUACGCUGGACAGCAAGGAGUGAGCAACGAGCAGCUCGUCAUCCUGGCCAGGAGGCCUGAGGAGAAGAAGCAGGAGAUCUAUGUCUCGUUCAAAUCAGACACCGGCAAUCACUUGGAAAUGGAAGUCCAGCCUGCAGCUAGUCUCAACUUGAAGGAAGGAUUGAAAGUCACCACCAAUGGCAAGAAAGUCUCCGAAGGUGACUUCACCAUGUACUGGGACGAAGCCAAAGACGCCCCUCUUCUGUAUUACUACAAUACCGACGGUGCGUGGAUGUUCGUGAUUGGAAAUGACCGUCUCCGCGGCAUCUACGACGGCCAACGACUAGUGAUCUGGGCGAGCAACAAUCGUAACAACAUCAGGGGAGUGUGCGGAUACAUGAGCGGCGAGCCCCGCGACGAUUACCUUACCCAGUACGGUAUCGUCGACAAACCUGAGCUCUACGCUGCUGCCUACGCACUGAACACUGAGAACGCUGAUUCUCACACCCAGCAACUGUCAAAACAAGUUCGCGAACAGGCCUACAAGCCCCACUAUCACUACACAUCUAUUCUCCGGUCAGACGACCAAUGGAGACAAGAAAUGGAGUCCUCAGAUGAGGAUCGUAGCAACAUCGUGUACAGAACUCGCAGCUUCCAAAAGCAACAAGGUCCUUGCCACAUGGAAAAGCAAGUGCAGUACUAUCAGACCGACAAGGAAAUUUGCAUUUCAACAGUCCAAGUGCCCGCCUGUGAGAAGCAUUGCAGAGGUCUGAACUACCAGGUCCGACCGGUUCAGGUCGUCUGCCGGCCAGCAGUCGACUCGCAGUUCCAGAACUACAGAAACCAGAUCCAGAGAGGAGAAAACCCUCAAGUCAGCGGCCAGGAACAAGCUGCCCAGUACAGGGUUCCCAGUUCUUGCCAGGCUUAAAAAUAAUGG